AUGGCCGUCCAGCAGGCGACGAUGAACGGGCCGGGCAAGCUGGCCGAGCUUCCGAACACGGCGAAACUCACGCCCAACGUCACUCGCGUCCUGGGUCAGAACCCCUCUCUCAUGACACUGCAGGGCACGAACACGUACAUCCUCGGCGAUGCGGACGGGCAGAUCCUGAUCGACACGACGUCGGAGGAAACAGCCGGACCUUGGGUUGACCUGGUAGUCUCAGCCCUCUCGGGACCACUGGACCACAUUGUCCUGACUCACCGGCAUCCGGACCACGUCGGCGGCCUCGUGCCCCUCCUUUCGGCGCUCAAGGCGCGUGGUAACCCCGCUCCGACAGUAUGGAAGAUGCCGAACCCUGACGAGGGCGAGAUCGCUGUCGACCGCCCCGAAUGGUCUGACGGGCACCUCCUCAAGACCCUCAGCGGGGCGUAUCUCAAGCCGGCAUCCGGCCCAAUCGCGCCUCUCGCGGCUCUGCGUGAUGGCGAUAAGGUCUCGGUCCCAGGAAUGACCAUCACCGUCGUCCAUACUCCCGGCCAUACGGCCGACUCGAUCUCGUUCCUCACCGACGCCGGCGAGGUUUUCACGGGCGACACGGUUCUCGGACAGGGCACGACCAUCUUCACCGACUUUGCGGCCUACAUGGGCUCGCUGCGUCGCCUGCUCGACAUCAAGCCUGCCGUCAUUUACCCUGCUCACGGGCCGCACACGCCCGACGGGGAGACGGCACGCAAACACCUCCAGGCAUAUAUCCAGCACCGGCAGGAGCGGGAAGACAAGAUCGUCGCGGCCAUGCAGGCUAUCUCUGCUGACCCGGGUUCGUUGGGAGUGAAGCUCGACGCGAUCCGCGAACAUGCCAAGGCGAGCCCUGACGCGGCCGUCGGACCUGGUGGCGCGGGUGGCGCCGGCGCCGAGAUGGCUAAGAGGGCGGUUGAGGCCGCGCGUAACUCGUCCCCCAUUGCGAGCUCGUUCCCGGCCGGAGAUGUGGCGGGGAGCCGUAGCGCCACACUUGCCCUCCUCUGCCGUCUCGUCUAUGCGACUGGCCACGAGGGCCUCAUCCGCGCCGCGAGCUUCCCCAUGGGUGGACACCUGCAGAAGCUCGAGAGCGAGGGGCGGGUCAAGCGCUCGCGGGCCGUCAUGCCCACGGUCGUCGACUGGAAGGUGACCGAGAGCAGUGAGCAGGACGUGUACGAGUGGGUGGGCGAGUCGUCCGCCUUGUAG
Messenger RNA from Cutaneotrichosporon cavernicola, 1218 nucleotides. RefSeq lists its product as uncharacterized. Gene Ontology annotation, biological process: secondary metabolite biosynthetic process. The record is from RefSeq and is a predicted model, not a curated record. The coding region runs from base 1 to 1218 and encodes 405 amino acids. Lineage: Eukaryota; Fungi; Basidiomycota; Tremellomycetes; Trichosporonales; Trichosporonaceae. The transcript has 2 exons.